AUGUGGGGACUUAGAAAUGUUGGAGAGAUUGUCAACGUUCAAGAAGUUUAUGAUGGUUACCCCAACAUAUUCUCUAUUGAACUUCAUCACGGAGGGAGUUUCACAAAGUUUCCAAAUAUCAGGUAUAUUAAUGGCCAAGUAAGGUACUUUGAUGUUGUCGACAUUGAUGAAUUUUCUGUUCAUGAACUAGACUUGAUGAUGAGAGAAUUAGGGUAUGAUGGUACUGAAAUCAUGUAUUACCAUUUCCGUUUGCCUAAUGAAGGAUUUGACUUUGGACUCCGAGCAUUAGAGCAUGGUCAAACGAACUUGCUUACAUAUUUUAUGUCCCCAACUGGUCCAAGAAGGGUUAUAAUAGAAGACAUGGAGAAGCAGGAUUCCAUUAGACCCUCAUCACCUGUAGUUGCUCAUGAAGUGGUAACUCCAAUCCAAAUUGAUGUUGGUGAGGGUGAUUUAGGGUUAGCAUUAACCUUAUACAAAUCAGCAACACCUGAAUUUAGUAGGUCUAAAGGUUGGAAACAUAGUAAAGGGGCAUCGUCUUGUAGUAGAAAGCUUAACUUGGAUUGGGAAGGUGCUGAAAAAACAAUGGCAAGUGGUGAAGUUGAUAAGGGUAAGGGUGUAGAAGGAUUUGUAGAUGAAUUUGUUGUAGUUGAUGCAGAAAAAGAGUUAAACAAAGAGAUUGAUGUGAAUGAAGAACUUGAUGUGAACAAAUCCAAUGGUGAGGGUGUAGAAGGAUUUGCAGAUGAGGGGUAUAGAGUUGUCAUGGAUAAUGAUCCUCAAGGAGUCAAUGAAUUUUCAACUAACAUCAACAUAGAUGAUGAGUUAAUGACAAACUUUCAACCUUUUGAAGGGUUUGAAGACCAAGAUAGCAUCCCAUUUAAUGGGUUUGAAGGCCAAGAUAAUAUUCCUUUCAAUGAUGAGUGGAGACAAGAGGAGCCUGAUGACAUUGAGUUUGAGAAUCAAAACAGUGAAGAUGAAGAUAGUGACUUUAUGAUUGAUGAGGACAACAUAAUUGAAGAUGUUGACGUUGACAUGGAGGAUUUCAAUCUAAAUAUUGAUACAGAAGCAGAGUUCAAUGGAUGUCAAAGAAUGGGUGGUCAAAGAAAUGAAGAUAGUGAUGAAGAAGAUGAUUUGGAGGUAAUUGACAAUGACGAGUGGGAUUCACUAAGUGAUGACUCAGGGGACAACAGGAAAAGAAGAGAAAUGAUCAAAGAGCUGGGGAAACAAACCUUAUGUUUUGCUGGUGAGGUGCACAAGGUAGCUUUUCAUAUUGGGCAGAAAUAUAAAGCUAGGAAAGAAUUGAAAGAUAAAAUUGACCUGCAUGCUUUAGAGACAAGGAGGAAUAUCUCAUUCACAAAAAACGACAAGAGUAGAUUAACAGCUGUUUGUGAUGGAACUGUAGUUUUAAAUGCAAGUGGGGUAGGUGGACCUACCUCUGGGAAAAAGUGUCUUGCAGAAGAUCUUGACUUGUAUUCAAAUUCCAACUUCACCUUUAUCAGUGAUAGACAGAAGGGUCUUCUACCAGCCAUAGAACAAUUGUUCCCUAAUGCAGAACACAGGAAGUUUUUGACUGUGACAUGUAGUAAGUGUAAGCAAAAGGGUCACAAUGCCAGGACCUGCAAGGCCAAAGAUGGGAAUUGA
Molecule: messenger RNA, 1638 nt
Organism: Lactuca saligna
Lineage: Eukaryota; Viridiplantae; Streptophyta; Magnoliopsida; Asterales; Asteraceae
Source: the annotation of a GenBank genome assembly